CAUUCACAUCUGUGAAGCACUUCAAACUCUGCAGAUGCAAAGGUACUGGAGAAGGUGCUGCGAGCAGGCUGUCUCCAGUGUUAAGGCCUGGCACUUCGACAGUCAUGAAACAGGAGAGCGAGAACAAGGAUUGAACUGCUGCCUGAAACAGGAGAAGUGGAUUUCUAAUUGCCACUGAGAACAAGACAGGUUCUCAUUAGCCACCUGCCAUAUCUCACUAAUGAGCCCUUCUGUCUCCUUAAGGGAAUUAAGGCCAGCUGAAUAGUGCAGCCAAUCCCAUGGCCUUCCCGAGGCCUGACUUGCCAAAAGGGGAGGGAGCAGGAUGUACGAGUGAUAUCACCAGCAGUUUAUGGAAAGGGGUAGGAAGAAGAGUUGUUUACAGGUGGAUGAAGUGACCUAGGAAGGAAGUGAUGAUGUGGCCAUUUUGGAGCCUGGACCUGAACCGAAUCCAAUGCGACUUGGGCUUCACAGAAGCCAUCAGUCAAAGCAUGCAGGUGCCCAACAGGCUGAAGGUGGCAGAGGAGCCUGGCCUGUUGGAGCAGGAGAGAACAGCUGAGGAUGUUCCCCCAUCCUUUCAGAUGCACAUCCCUGAUAGGCUGUCGCUGGCAGAGAUAACAGAUGCUGGUCCAAGGCCAUUGCUGGUCCCACAUGAUGGGGAAAACUCCUCUGUCUUGCAUGAGCCCCUGAAUUCCUCUACCCAGCCUUCACCACUGAAAGAGCUCCCAUUUCUGAACAUCACCACCAGAUCAGCUGCCCAGAAACGCAAAAGACUGACUUACCAUGUGAGAUCACAGAGGGAGAGGCCACACAGUGAAAAUGCCCAGCUGCCCUGGCAUAAUGGAAGCGAGAGACAUGAUCGGCCAGACACAGGCCAACUGCCCAGCCCCACCCCGCAGUUCCCUCUGUUCAUGCACGGUGGCAGGAUCUACUCCUUGCAGAACAUCUUCCAGAUAAUGUGCUUCCUGAGUCGCCUGCUCUUCCACCAGGUUCAGAAGUCUAUCCAACCCCAAGCCCAACCCAGCUCCCAAGAGGCUGGACCAACUUCAGAAAGUUCCCUGGAGGAGAUAGGCAUGUCUGAGAUCAUAGCAAUGAGAAAACAGUUGAAUAAGAUCUCAGGGAGGCUGCGCAAUCUGGAAGAGCAGUGCACAGGCUGGCAUCAGAAGGAGCUUCUGGUCUACUCUGUGCUGGUCUCUGCGUGUCUCCUCAAUACCUGGCUUUGGCUAAGGAGAUGAAGAACCCUCCCCAUCACAGAACAGCCUGUGUGGAUGGGGGAGUCCUGGCUGGAACACUGUCAGACCAUAAACUCUGUGUUUCUUCCCCUUGGUUGACCUGCUUCUUGAAUUGUAGAUUCCAUGAGGAUCUGUGACCUUUGGGCCCUGUUUGCAGUACAGAUGAAUGGAUUGGGAUAGUCCUCUUUUGCUCGAGAAAGUUGGAAGAUUAGAAGUGAAAGGGGCUUACUUGCUGGAUCAGCUGAAAACAAAGAGAUGUUUGUAACCAAGAACUGUCCAACCCCUUUCAAAUGAUGAACUUUUUGUCUUGCAGCUGUUCUGCCUUGGGCAAUGGCUUUAUCCACCUGUAUGCGCUACUUAAGUAGUAAGUAGUGUUGUAGGUGGGGCUGGGUCAGGACAUGGAUGUGAAGUUACCAAGGGUGACCCAGGGGCUGCAAGAAGCAGUAUUAUUGGGUCAAGUAGGUAGUGCUCAGGGUUUGCACUGAACCAAUCUUCAGCGUGGUGUUAAGGGAUGCUGUGUUGCUGUUGGUGCCAUCCUUCUGAACAGAUGCACAAAGCUGGGGUUCUAAGGGCUUGUGGCCAUCAACAUCCCCAUUGCACGGUGGAUAUGGGCAACCCUGGUCUCUGGCCAAAUUCCAACUUGGGUAGCUAAGUUCUGACACCUAGAAAUUUUCCUGUAGUUUCACUGAGACACCUCUUCAUGUCCUGCCUAAAGUUUUUGUGCUGGCUGGCUGCACAGUUUGAAGUAACAGUUGUCAUGUGGGAGAAAGCUGUACUGCAACAGGGGGCAAAGCCAAUUUGUAAGGAAUGUUGGUAACCACGAGGAUGGAUUGUGGUGUGUAUGAUUAUUGCUAAUGUUCAAGUGUUGUCCAGGAGCCUGGAUGAUAACUUGAGUGCCUGGAUAUCAAGCCCAAAUCAGUGGAAAUCUCAGAGAUGAAUAUGUAGCCUGGGUAAUGAGAUCUGGCUCCAUGUAUUUGAUCAGUUUUGCAGGUUUGGGCUGGGUUACAGAGGAACUGACAAGGUUCUGCUCUGGGUUAUAUGGUGUCUGUUAUGACAAAGGAAAUUCUUGGCUUAGUAUUGGCUAAAAACUAUCAUGUGAUGAAGCUGGAAACCUUUGCCUCAUUCAGUCUUGGAAAUUAUCAGUACUCUAAUCAGGAUCAGUGUUAACUCUCAGAUCCCUUGAUUGGCUUACCAAGGUACACUUUGUUUUCACAGAUAUCUAAUGUCACCCCCACUCAGAAUGGGUGUGUGUGUGUGUGCGCGUGCGUGUGUGGUUAAUGCUAUUUAUACAACACCAACAGAAGCACUUUACAGACUUGUAUGAAGACAGGGUCCCUGCCCUAGAUGGCUUAAAAUCUAAGUUGACUGCAUAGAAAUGCAGGAAUUGAGGUAUAUAUAACUGAAAAGGAUCUGUAAGUGGUCACGGACUGUGUGUGGGGGGUGGUAUAUAAUAACACACUCAAAAUUCAUGGCUAUAAUUGGACAACUUCUAGAUACACUGGUCAGCCUACUUGGAAUACCAGUACCAAUGCAUGUCCACAAAAUCUGGGCCAGAUGGUUAACCCAGGUUUAACUUGGUUUCGCUUGUUCCAUCUAUAAAUAACUGUAAGUGCAAAUUUGGUCAUUUAAAUGUCCAGGUACCUGAUUUAUUGGCACAGAUACUUAGAUGUUCAAAUGAUGCAUGUUGCACCCCUAUCUAUGCCUAUAAAUCUGGUAGUACUUGGAUUUCUAAAUAAAAAAUAACAGUUCUAUAAAUAAUCAUAGGUGCAAAACUCUGCCCCUGAGGCCAAUGUCUAAGCUAAAGAAAAUUUGGAGAUUUACUGCAACAGAAGCUAGGAUCUGCUGAUUGUUCGGGCAACUUCUACUGCAGUCAGGAAAAUACAAGGAAUGGGAUGAGGUGAUUUGUGUUGCUACUACCUACUUUGUUGCUUUGGAGUGGUUGGGCUUUCUCUUGGUCUGCAGAACUUGCACUCCAGCUCCUCUCACUUCUAGUGAGCAGACCCAUGGAUCCAGUGGGAUCUAUCAUUUCAGUCAUCUGUAGUUGAAGAUAGAAUCUGCUACAAUCCCUGCUUGAAUUUUGCUAGCAAUGUUAUGUGCCACUGCAAUGGUUCCCACUUUCCUGUAACUGGAGCCACUGGCUGUAGGAGAUGUUAUUUUCUUUUUCAGCCCACAGCAUGGACUGAAGAGGCCUGAUCCAGUGUGGUGGCCAGGGCCCUCUAGGUCUUGUCAGGCAUUUGGAGAAGAGGGUGGUUCCAAGAUCAGGCAUGUGUUGGCUACUUGGAGGGUAGUUGCUGACUAGUAGCUAGUCGUGCAGUGUAAUUUUUUUGUAUGAGGCCUGCGUCCUGGUUGUGUAAAUCUGGAAAUAACGAUCAAUAAAGAGCCUAUUUAAACACACAUGGCAGAAAAUG
Molecule: messenger RNA, 3637 nt
Organism: Gavialis gangeticus (Gharial)
Lineage: Eukaryota; Metazoa; Chordata; Crocodylia; Gavialidae
Product: mitochondrial fission factor homolog B-like
Exons: 7
Coding region: 411-1232 (273 amino acids)
Biological process (GO): positive regulation of mitochondrial fission
Cellular component (GO): peroxisome; mitochondrial outer membrane
Source: RefSeq, a predicted model, not a curated record